Molecule: messenger RNA, 2961 nt
Organism: Cooperia oncophora
Lineage: Eukaryota; Metazoa; Nematoda; Chromadorea; Rhabditida; Trichostrongylidae
Source: the annotation of a GenBank genome assembly
AUGGUCGUCGACAAGUGCAUCAAUGAACAGGACUGUGCAGCUGUGGCAGGUUGUGGAACACGCUAUUUCCCAGAAGAUGAGGGUACCAAGGAAGUAUGCCAAGUGCUAGGAAUGGGCUGCAAAGUGUUUCUUCUUUUUGGAUCAUUGUUCAUAUUUGCCGGUGUACUUAUAUUUAUGGGUUUCUUGCACUUGUUUCAUAGUACUAGCACCAGCGAUUCUGAAUUGGAUCGUAUGGAUUACAAGAGUGUUAACACAAAUAUGGGUCGGAUUCGUACGAUGGGUGCGUGGAUUCAGGACCAGUUGAAGUAUAAUGGCGAGAUGUUCGGACGAUUUGUCGUUCAACAUGCAUGGUUUGCGUUUCUUUUUGGCUCCUUCAUUGCGGUUAUUUCAAUAUCUGGAAAUGUUUUCCUGAAAUUCUCCAAUGAUCCGUUAGAAAUGUGGACCUCAGCACAUAGUCUAGCACGUCAAGAGAAACGGGUUUUCGACCAAAUGUUCGGACCAUUCUAUCGAGUAGAGCAAAUAAUUAUGUAUCCAAAAUCUCCUGAACAAGUUAUAAACGGUCCACACGGAAUUCGGAUGGGAGCGGUUUUCCAUAAAAAUUUCAUGCGCGAGGCAUUUGUCAUUCUCUCUCGAAUACUUGCCAUAUCGGCUGUAAUGCCUGAUGGAAGGCGUGUAACACUCGAUGAUGUCUGUUUCCGACCUAUGGGCCACGAUUACGACUGCCUUAUCUUUAGCCCCACAAACUACUUCCAGCAAAAUGUUUCAUUAUUGGAUAUCUCUAUAACUGCCCAUGUACCUCCUGCUCCGAAGGAUGAAACCGACGAUUUGGACUAUUACGCUGAUGAGACGGAGACUUCACAGGAGAAAGUUGAGACAAGGAAUUAUCUGAAUCACAUUUAUGACUGCAUGGAAAAUCCUUACAACAUUGAAACCUCCACCAACAUGAGUUGCCUGGGUACGUUCGGUGGUCCAGUCAAUCCAGAAAUCAUCUUUGGAGGUGGUUCUGAGAGUUCGGUGUUAACCGACUCAAACGCCGUGAUUAUCACGAUUCCGCUUAAUGGCAAGUCAUCGAAUCUAAAAAAAGCAAUGGCGUGGGAACAAGCGUUUAUCACCCUGAUGAAGGAGUAUAAGCACGACGGUAUUCAAGUGUCGUUCAUGGCGGAAAGAUCAAUCUCGGACGAAAUUGAAAGGGAGAAUUCCUCUGAUGUCUACACAGUUUUAAUCAGCUGUGUUCUAAUGAUCGGCUAUGUAGCCUUUGCUCUCGGACAAUAUAUUGUAACGGACAAUAACUUACUCUCGUUACUGGUACAUUCGAAAAUUAUCGCUGGUGUUGCGGGUGUUGGUAUCAUAUUGUGCAGUGCGGCAAGUUCAAUUGGUGUGUUUUCCCUCUAUGGCAUCGGCACGUCAAAAGCAGCUCUUGUAGUACUUGUAUUUGUAGUUCUGGCCGUUGGAGUGAAUAGGACAUUCAUUAUAGUGCAAGCGUACCAGAGAUUGGAAGACACUACGGACCAAUCAGUUGAGGAUCGAAUUGCUCGAGUUUGUGGUCAAGUUAUGCCUUCGAUGCUCCUGAGCACGCUAACAGAGAGCUUAUGUUUCUUUGUAGGUGCUAUUUCUGACAUGCCGGCAGUUCGUGGUUUCUCCUUGUUUGCUGGAUUAGCCGUGAUAUUCGACUUUCAAUUUUUCGUCUGGGACUGUAAGCGUGAAGAGGAGGGAAAACCGGAACUAAUGUACCACCGUAAACUUGACACGGAGCGAGUAGAAAGUGAGGGCUAUAUCUACGAAGUGAUGCAAAAGUAUGCCGCUCCUCAGCUGAUGCGGAAAUGGAUGCGUAUGACAGUGGACUCGUACGUGUAUCUCCAUUUCAAAAAUCUUGAUCGCCUAAUGAAUGUCGGUCCUCCAGUAUAUUUUGUUGUGGAAGGAGAACUUGAUAUGCAUACAAAGCAAAUACAGGACAAGUUUUGUACGAUUGGUGGUUGCUCAGAGAACUCAGUUGGUGCAAUUCUCAACGAAGCUGCAGCGCAUUCGAACAGGACGUUUAUAAAGGGUAAUGUGCUGAAUUGGGUGGACAAUAUGAUUCAAUGGUUGAAUAAAGAAAAUGAAUGCUGCAAAGUGUAUAAUUAUGACACAAAUGUAUUCUGCCCGAGCAGCAGGAAAGAUUCUUAUAACUGUACAAGUUGCGAUCCGAAACAGCGAAAUGGUCGUCCAACUGAGGAACCGUUCUAUAAGCAUCUAAAAGACUUCAUGGAAGAUGUACCGAAUGCAAACUGCGUUGUUGCAGGCCGAGCCGCUUUCAAGGACGCCAUUCAUUUGAAUCCACGUGGUCAUGUGCAGGCAUCACACUUCAUGACGUAUCAUACACCUCUUCGCACGUCCCGCGAGUUUACCUUGGCUAUGGAAGGUGCUAGGAAGGUUGCUCGCAAGAUUGAACAAUCAUUUGACGGCAAAGGUGCACGUCUUUCCGUACAGCAAUAUUCGACAAUCAUCUAUGAUGCCAGCACUCAGAUCACAUUGUCAUUAGCAGUAGUCUAUGCGGUGACGUGUGUUCUUCUUGGUCUCGAUCCUGUAAGCGCUUUUAUUACUGUUUUAAUAAUAGUGUGCAUCCUUGUCGACAUGCUUGGUCUCAUGGUUCUUUGGAAAAUCGAUCUGAAUGCGAUUUCUGUGGCGAAUUUAGUAAUGUCGCUUGGAAUUUCUGUAGAGUUCAUCGUCCAUAUAAUACGGAUAUUCACGCAUUCUGUCCGUCGCACCCGUAUUGAGAGGGCCGAGGAAGCGCUGGCACAAAUGGGAUCCACCGUGUUCUCGGGAAUCACAUUAACAAUGCUCGGAGGGACGUUGGUGUUAGCCUUUGCACAUUCCCAAAUCUUUAAAGUCUUCUACUUCCGAAUGUUUUUGGGAAUUGUAAUAAUUGGUGCAUUGCAUGGGCUGAUCUUUCUUCCCGUAGUGCUUUCUUUCAUAGGUAAUUGA